This is a messenger RNA of Mustela erminea (ermine), 2084 nucleotides long. RefSeq names its product collectin-11. Gene Ontology annotation, biological process: allantoin catabolic process. NCBI's taxonomy places the organism in Eukaryota, Metazoa, Chordata, Mammalia, Carnivora, Mustelidae. The record is from RefSeq and is a predicted model, not a curated record. Gene Ontology annotation, molecular function: allantoicase activity. Bases 381 to 1940 code for a protein of 519 amino acids. The transcript is spliced from 16 exons.
UCAAAAGGAGAAGAGAAAGAGAACAGAGCGGACGCCAGAGUCAGGCUGGGGGGCUCGGGGUGAAGGGCCCGAAGGGCAUCUCCGGCGGGUCCGCGACCCCGCAGUGGCUUCCCGCGUUCCCACACCCUCCACCGCCCUCCCGCAGGACCGCGGAUGUAUUGCAAACAGGAAGCUCUUUGCAGAUAAGGCUGAGACCCAGCCUGAUUUGCUGGGAAGCCUGGCGGCCCGGGCCACGCUCGCCUGGCCUGUGGGGCUCAGCGGCCUCUGUAAAUAGCGGCUAUGAGGCUCCUGGGCGCAGUGUCCUCGCGGGUCCCCGACGGUCAGGACGUCCCCUUCGCCUGGCGUGCGCUGCAGGAGCCUGUGUCCCCCGAGCGCUCGUGAUGAAGCAGCGUCUGGCUCUGAUCGGCCUGGCCUUCCUGUGGCUGCUUCCAGGGGGACACCCUCAGCAGACAGCGGAGGACGCCUGCUCCCUGCAUAUUCUUGUCCCAGGCCUCAAAGGGGAUGCUGGAGAGAAGGGAGACAAAGGUGCACCCGGACGGCCUGGAAGAGUCGGCCCCACAGGAGAGAAAGGAGACAUGGGUGACAAAGGACAGAAGGGCAGUGUGGGUCGCCAUGGAAAAAUCGGUCCCAUUGGUUCUAAAGGUGAAAAAGGAGAUUCUGGUGACAUGGGACCCCCUGGCCCUAAUGGAGAACCAGGAGGCAUGGCUGACUCUCCCAGGGAGGGGAAACUGGCCAGGGGUCCAGACUUCACCCAGCUGGUGGACAUGGCGUGUGAGUCUGUAGGAGGAAAGAUUUUAUUCGCAACAGAUGACUUUUUUGCUCCUGCGGAAAACCUCAUAAAGACGGACCGCCCAGGCUUCAGAGAACACGAGCACGCCGAGUCUGGGACGCGGCUGGAUGGAUGGCAGACCAGGAGGAGGAGGACUCCAGGUCACGACUGGUGCAUCAUCAAGCUGGGGAUACAAGGGAUUAUCCGGGGCUUUGACGUGGACAUUUCCUACCUCAUGGGCGAUUAUGCUCCUCGGAUAUCGAUUCAAGCAGCCAACUUGGAAGAAGAUAAACAACCAGAAAUCCCACAGAGAGGCACCAGGACGGAAGCCGCGGCCACGCCGGAGGAGUUUGAGGCUGUUGCCAAGCUGAAGUCCGCCGACUGGAGUUACCUGGUCCCCAUGACAGAGCUCAAGCCAGGAAAGCCUGCUUCCAGCCACAAUUACUUUCCCGUCAAUUCCCAGCAGAGAUGGAAUCACGUAAGGCUCAACAUUUUCCCGGAUGGUGGAAUUGCACGUCUUAGAGUGUAUGGUACUGGACAGAAAGACUGGGCUGCAACUGAUCCCAAAGAACCAUUUGACCUGGUGGCCAUUGCUCACGGGGGUGCCUGUGUAGGAUUCAGCAAUGCACACUUCGGGCAUCCAAACAAUAUGAUAGGAGUUGGCAAGCCCAGGUCCAUGGCAGAUGGCUGGGAGACGGCGAGAAGGCUGGACAGGCCUCCAGUAUUAGAAAACGACGAGAACGGCACUCUCCUUGUUCCGGGCUGUGAAUGGGCAGUUUUCCGAUUGGCACACCCUGGCGUAAUAACGCAAAUAGAAAUCGAUACAACACAUUUUAAAGGCAAUUCUCCCGACAGCUGUAAGCUGGAUGGUUGUAUCCUGACAACUCAGGAGGAAGAAGAUAUGAUCAAGCAGAAGUGGAAGCUUCCGGGCCAUAAGUGGAAACCGCUGCUGCCAGUCACUAAGCUCUCCGCCAACAACAGUCACUUGUUCGACAGCCUGACCCUGGAGCUCCAGGACGUCAUCACUCACGCAAGGCUCACCAUCUCCCCAGACGGUGGCGUGGGCCGCCUGCGACUCAAGGGCUUCCCCAGCUCCAUCUGCCUGCUGCGGCCCCGUGAGAAACCCAUGAUGAGGUUCUCCGUGAAAGCGGGCUUCCGAGCCAACCUCUGACGCCCCGCAUGGCCGAGCGCUGGUCAACGCGGUCCUACACGUCUCCUGAAAUGUUCUUAACACCCCAAACUUAAGAGGCUUCUAGCAAUGAAUCUUACCAAGAUCAAUGGGAUUCCUGGUUAUUUAAUAAAGUGGUCACUCUCA